GUACUCAGUGAUACUCUCUACCAACAAGCAUCAAUCACCUACUAGAUCUAUAAAGGGGAUUGUUACUUUUAUGACUAUGGCAUACAAGAGUUGAGCUUUGAAGAUUUGCUAUCAUAAGGAAAGUUCUUGCCAGUUUACCACAAAUGGAAUAUGAUUGCUAUAUUUCACAUGCAAAUUCACAAGGAAGCAUUAGUGAGGUCAGAUUUAUCAAUGAAAGCGAGCAAAUCUCAAACAUAUUAUUCUGUAAGACUUUGCCUGCUAGUGAAACAAGUACUCAUGGAGGUUUCUCUGUACCUCGCCGUGCUGCAGAAAAGAUUUUCCCUCCUCUGAUCUGGUCCUUCGGCCGACCUCUUCAAGAGAUCCUGGCAUUGUUCCUUGCAAUCUUAACCCCACCGGUCCAGAAAACUUUGAAGGGAAUGCACAAGCCGGACCUAGACAGACCCCACACAAAGACGUUUGCCAUGUGUGAAGGAAGUUGAUGUCAAUGGGAUAACUAUGAAAGUUAAAUACUGCUACAUCUGCAUGCUUUAUAGACCUCCACGCUGCUCACAUUGUUCAGAUUGCAAUAAUGGUGUGGAUCAGUUUGAUCAUCAUUGCCCUUGGGUUGGACAAUGUAUUGGAUUGGUAAAUUUUUUAGCUUGGUGCCACAAGAAUUUCUAGGGAGAGGGUUCCUUGAGAAUGUUAUGUUCGCUGCGAAAACCCAACCAAAGGAACGACUCGAGAAAGAGUUCGUAGACUGUUGGUUACUAAGUCCCAACAUUACUUGUUUUAGUUUCUUAGGCAAAAAAAUAUGGCUUCAAUUUUCAAAGCUAUAAACGGGUAUAUGUGAUUCAGAUGCAUUCUUGUUUUGUUUCGUUUUUUUUCGUUUUUUUACCUCAGCAAGUACUCAUUUGAUCAUGUAUUUGUCAAUUUGUAUGUAUAGUUUUUGAACCUCACUUAUAAUGAGCAAGGAGCAUGAGCCAUGGGCCCAUGUUUAAAAAAAAAAUACUCUCCACCCUA
Molecule: messenger RNA, 999 nt
Organism: Cuscuta campestris
Lineage: Eukaryota; Viridiplantae; Streptophyta; Magnoliopsida; Solanales; Convolvulaceae
Source: the annotation of a GenBank genome assembly